AUGGCUGCAUGCAAAGCAUUUGCAACCCCCAUAGCCCUUGGUGAAAAACUAACCAAGGAAGAUGCUAGUCCCAAGGUUGAUGCAACUCAGUAUAGGAGUUUGGUUGGUAGCCUCAUGUACCUCACAACAAGUAGGCCUGAUAUUAUGUAUACUAUGAGCCUCGUCUCUCGGUUCAUGCAUGAUCCACAUGAGUCACAUUGGCAGGCUGCUAAAAUAAUUUUGAGGUAUGUGAGUGGUACACAGAAUUUUGGGAUUCGGUAUUCUCCCACUGACAAGUUUGAACUAGUUGGUUACACAGAUUCAGAUUGGGCUGGUUCAGUGGAUGAUAGGAAAUCUACAGUUGGUUAUGUUUUUUCAUUUGGUUCUGGAGUUGUAUCCUGUACUAGUAAGAAACAGGCAACAGUGGCUCUUUCUUCAGUAGAAGUGGAAUACAUGGCAGCUUCAUCGGCAAGUUCUCAAGUGUCCUUCAGCAGAAUAUCUGUUUUGUGA
Molecule: messenger RNA, 489 nt
Organism: Cryptomeria japonica (Japanese cedar)
Lineage: Eukaryota; Viridiplantae; Streptophyta; Pinopsida; Cupressales; Cupressaceae
Product: secreted RxLR effector protein 161-like
Exons: 2
Coding region: 1-489 (162 amino acids)
Source: RefSeq, a predicted model, not a curated record